This is a messenger RNA of Brassica napus (rape), 2292 nucleotides long. RefSeq lists its product as uncharacterized. The coding region runs from base 1 to 2292 and encodes 763 amino acids. The transcript has a single exon. The record is from RefSeq and is a predicted model, not a curated record. Gene Ontology annotation, molecular function: nucleic acid binding; zinc ion binding. NCBI's taxonomy places the organism in Eukaryota, Viridiplantae, Streptophyta, Magnoliopsida, Brassicales, Brassicaceae.
AUGGCUGAAGCAAUUCAAGCCGGCGUCCAGGCCGGAGUUCAAGCCGCGUUCGCUGCCAACCCCGCGAAUGCCGCCCCAGCAGCUCCACAGCAGCGUCAGCAACGGCGCGAUAACCCUGUUUUCGAAGAAAUCAACGACGAUUCCGACGUUGAGAACCCCUUCAGCGACAACAAUAAACAACAAAAUUUCAACAACGGUCGACGAAACAGGAAUGAUGAUGAUACACGCUGGAUUUUCGGUAUCAAGGUAGACACUCCUGAGUUCCAUGGUGGUUCACAACCUGAAGAACUUCUUGACUGGCUCGUGGCGGUCGAUGAGUUCAUUGAAUUCAAAGAGAUUCCAGCACACAAACAAGUUCCCUACGCUACAACUCGAUUCCGCAGUCAUGCUGCGUCUUGGUGGAAUCAACUAAAAAUCUCACGUCACCGUCGCGGAAAAGACAAAAUCGUCUCGUGGGAUAAACUUAAGAAACAUUUGCGCAAAACAUUUAUCCCGUAUAAUUUUGAGCGUUUGCUGUUUCAGAAGUUUCAUAAUAUUCGACAAGGCAAUCGCUCGGUAGACGACUAUGCGAAUGAGUUUUAUCAACUACUAACUCGUGUAGACGUUCAAGACUCGGAAGAUCAGUUGGUCGCGCGAUUCAUUGCAGGUCUACGACCACAACUACAAAACAUGUUGCAUCAAUUCGACCCAACCUCCGUGGCAGAAGCAAGACAGCGAGCAGUCUUGGUUGAGCAACAAACAAAGUUCUCGACUAACUCUUGGACGGGAAACUCGCGACAGCGCGGCAGCAUGACCAACGACGACAGCAAAACAUCCUCGGGUGUAGAUUCUUCUAACAUUACCCGCGGAAAUAAUCGACCUUCCGAGACCAACGCAUCGACCAGUGAUGCUCGUCCUCCUGCGCGCACCAGCGCUUUAAGGUGUUUUACUUGCGGAGAAAACGGGCAUAGAAAAACCACAUGUCCUAGGAAUGGUCGGCGAGGUCUACUGGCCAAUGAGAGAGAGCUAACGGGCGAACCAAUUUAUGAUACAGAGGAAGAACUCGACGAUACCGAAGAAGAGCAAGUCGCAGGUGAUACAGGAACAUUUUUAAUGCUGCGAAGAAAUUGCUUGGCUCCCAAGACAACAGAAGCUUGGCAACGGACGUCGUUGUUUAACUCCACAUGUACGGUCAAAGGGAAGAUCUGUCGAUUUGUCAUCGACUCAGGCUGUUCUUCAAACGUAGUAUCCGAAGAAGCUGUCAGAAAACUUGGCCUCAAAGUUGAAACACAUCCCCAUCCUUAUCGUCUUUUGUGGAUGCAAACAGGUGCAGAGGUUCAGGUUUCUCAACGAACACUUCUUUCACUCUCUGUCGGUUCGUUUUACAAAGACACGCUUUACUGCGAUAUUGCAACGAUGGACGUCUCUCAUAUCAUCUUAGGACGACCAUGGCAGUACGACCGGGAGGUGAUUCAUAACGGCAAGCAUAAUACACACUCAUUUAUGUUCGAAGGACGAAAAAUAACUUUGCUUCCAUCUCCGGAAACCGACGUGACGAAUCACAACACAGCGUCACCGAAGUCAACGAAGCAAGGGCUUCUUAUCAUCUCCAAAUCUCAGUUUGAAGAAGAACUUCGUGAGCCUUGUCCAAUAUUCGCGCUCGUCGCCACCGACAAUAGUCCAGAACAACCCAAAGACGUUCCUACGGCUUUCUCAUCGAUCAUGGAGGAGUUUAAGGACCUUUUCCCGGAAGAACUUCCGGCCGGCUUGCCACCACUACGAGACAUUCAGCAUCACAUUGAUCUUGUUCCCAAUGCAGCCUUACCAAAUAGAGCUCACUACCGAAUGAGCCCAGAGGAGCAUGAAGAACUACGGCGGCAGGUAGAAGGUCUGUUGUUUAAAGGGUACGUACGUGAGAGUCUCAGUCCUUGUGCGGUCCCUGCCCUUCUUAUACCAAAGAAGGAUAAAACGUGGCGUAUGUCCGUCGAUAGUCGUGCAAUAAACAAAAUCACGACCCGCUACCGGUUUCCAAUUCCAAGACUUGACGAUCUCUUAGAUCAGAUAGGCAAGGCGACAAUUUUUACAAAAUUGGACCUUAAAAGUGGUUAUCAUCAAAUUCGCAUAAGACCGGGGGAUGAAUGGAAGACGGCUUUCAAGACGCGUGAAGGGUUGUUUGAAUGGUUAGUCAUGCCUUUUGGAUUGUCUAAUGCCCCUAGUACCUUUAUGCGUGUUAUGAAUCAGGCUCUUCGACCAUUUAUUGGCAAGUUCGUCGUUGUCUACUUCGACGACAUUCUCAUCUUUAGUACCACGUAG